Molecule: messenger RNA, 4966 nt
Organism: Haliotis rufescens (red abalone)
Lineage: Eukaryota; Metazoa; Mollusca; Gastropoda; Lepetellida; Haliotidae
Product: neuropeptide Y receptor type 6-like
Exons: 2
Coding region: 1505-2626 (373 amino acids)
Biological process (GO): G protein-coupled receptor signaling pathway
Cellular component (GO): membrane
Molecular function (GO): neuropeptide Y receptor activity
Source: RefSeq, a predicted model, not a curated record
CUUGACUUACCAGCUGGAGCUCAAUUAAAACGUUUCCAAGGAUUAUGUGUACCAUGUCAAUUAUUAUUAAUUAGAAUUGAACCAUUGUUAAAUGAUCUAUCAUGCAUACAUGUGAACAAUCCGGGAAAUGGUAAACAGGCAGCAGCUGAACCAGAGGUCAAUCCAUAUACAAUGCAUGCUAACACAUGAUAUAAACAUAUUUAUUUCCAUAAAGUGGAGGGAUUGGCAAACAAGCAAGCUAACAUAUGUUGCUCAUGGCUUCAUAUCAGAAGAAGUGAGCUGAGAAGACACCAUAUAGCACUGAGCAUAGGAGUUUUUAACAGUCAGAUCCAAGGGACAGAAAAGGAGGUUGGCCAAUCUCCCCAAACCAAUGCCCUUUGAAAGUAUUUUGCAUGGACACCAGUCUAUAAAUGAUUACAAGUCAAGCAGAAUCCUUCAGCAAUCAUGAAGCCACCAUUUCUCUGGUGGCUGGGAUGUUGGGAGACAACAUAUGAGGGAAAUGUUUCAUCAGCAGUAAUCAUAAGAGCUUUGCAAAGAAGGCGAACAUGACCAGGUUAUUCAAGCUAAUUCACAAUACACAGCCACCAUUAACUCUGUGACCUUGACAUUGGAGAAAGCCACAGGGGUCUUGGCCAGCAUUCCUCCAGAGACAAGACUCAAACAAUGUGAUUUCUAUUAUAGGAAUUGAGCAUGCUGAAUGGAAGGGUCUCUUGAUUGACAAUAUUUUUAGCUAUCUGGCACCAAAUGUGUGUGUUUUGAUUUUUUGUUGCAAAAGGAACAAGACAGUCUUAUUUCUCUGGAGAUUUGAAUCACAUGAUGAAAACUUUCAUCACAUUUUUUUAUGAAAAGUUUAAUAUACUUUUAUCAAAAUGUGUUGAGAACUGAAAAAUGUGUUAACAGGCAAAAGAAAUCGUUAUCCCAGCUUGUGGGUAAAUAUGAAAAUUGUCACAACACCGCACAAGUCAAUCAGAGAGCAAGAGGAUGAAAGGUUUAACUGAUGCCAAAGGACCCCCCACACCAAUAUUUUUUUAUGCUUUUUAGGGGCUCAUUCACAUUCCUUCAGUUUUCAUCACAGCACUUCAUCUAAGAGCAGGUUUUAUACUGAAGCUGAGUGUAACCGAAAAUAAGUGUGUCCCAGUCAAUAAUGUGAUAUCCAGCAAUUUUAUCACACAGACUGCUGAGUUGCCUGUAAUUUUGAGAUCUGGACUUUAGAAAAAUUGAAGCAACUCAUUUCUGCCAAGAUUCUACAUGGAACAUGCUGAGCUCCUGGAUAGUGAUCAAAACUGACAUGUGUUUUGAACAUUGAAACUUUUAUUCACUUAUCACCAAUUGAAUAACUUCAAAAACUGAUCAAGGGUCAAAGAGGAGUGAUGAGUAUGAAACAAUAACAGACAAUAUUUUAAAAUAUCAACCUAGCAUUAUGGAACCCUUGGUUGCUCCUGUGUGUGGCUCCCUACUAAUCUUAGUCUGAAUAAGCCACUGGUUUCCCACAUCAAGAUUCAACAUGGAUAUGGAAGAUAUUCUGUUGAAUAUGGACUUUGAGAACAUGUCCUCAGAGGAGAUACAGCAACAGUUUGAGCUGUACUCCAACUUCUCCCAAGACAUCAAGCAGACCGACUGGGACAUCUUGAAGGACAAGCGCUGGCAGGUUGUGGUCAUUAUCCUCUAUGUUGUGGUCAUCGUGUUCGGGUUCCUGGGGAACCUGGUGGUGGUGAUAGUGAUAGCAAAGUACAAGCAGCUGCAUACAGUUACAAACAUCUUUAUUGCCAACCUGGCUGUGGCAGACAUUGCUCUGUGUGUGUUCAACCUUCCCUUUCAGCUUCACUACCAGCUGACAGACACGUGGACAUUCGGAUCUAUUCUGUGUCACAUCACCAUGCCCACAUUUGGAGUGCCUAUUUUCGUCUCCUCUCUGUCCAUUCUCAGCAUAGCUGUUGACCGCUACAUCCUCAUCGUGUUCCCCUUCACGCAGAGGAUGACCAAUGCGUUUGCGCUGGGUGUUGUUGUUGUCAUUGGUUGUGUAACAACAGGUUUGGCCAUACCGCUGAUGGUCUACACUCGUGUGGAGAUCAUUGAUGAGCCCUUGUUCAAACUGUAUCAAGUGUACUGUGUCGAAAACUGGCCUUCGUACAAGAGUAAACGGGCAUACGCUGUCACAGUGUUUGUGCUGCAGUUCUGUAUUCCACUGAUGUUAACGACCUUCUUCUAUACUCAUAUUUGUGCUGUGUUAAAGAACAGACCCAUUAAAAAAAAUGAAACCCGACGAAACCAAAGAACAACCAAAAUCUUAAUCGCUGUGGUUUUAACAUUCACUCUGUGCUGGCUUCCAUGGAAUAUAUUCAGCCUGACCGCAGAGUUCCAUCAUAGUGUUGUUCGUGGGAAAUAUUUCAAACUCAUUGAUCUGUUACUUAAAAUUUUUGCCAUGAGUUCCUCAUGCAUAAACCCAUUCCUUUAUGGUUGGUUAAAUGACAACUUCAGAAAAGAAUUAGGGCGAAUGGUCGGGCAUCAAAAUGGAUUUGGCCGAGUCAACAAUACAAAUGGGUAUUCCUUAGCUCAACCAACCAAGAAGACAAACCUGCAGCAAAGUCCUCGGAUUGAGAUGGACCGACACACCACCCCAUACUAACAAACGGUUUCAAGUUGGCAAGUGGAUAUUCAUUUUCAUUAGUGUUUGCUCAAAAGAAAUACAGUGUGUCAUUCGUCUUGUCUUUUUCAUAAAAAAAGCAAGUUUUCCUGAGUGUGAGGAUAGGCACUCCAGUGCAAAAUGCUGUCGAAGAGGAUGCAGCUUCAGUCUUGUACUUGUUAAGGAGGAAUGUGAAAGGUAAUUAAAGAGGCAAUCUCAAGAACACUUUUGUGGAUUAUGAACUUGUUGACUUCAGUGUUCAUGGAAAAUCAUUUUCCACAGGAAGUGGACAAUUAUGGUGACAUUCAUGUGGAAAAAAGGAUUAUACAGUUUAACAUUUACAUGCUCAAAAAAUCAAGGAACCUUGUUGAGAACUCUUCAUAAGCAUGGACAAUUCAAUAAAGUAAAUCUUGCCAUUGUAAGUUAAUUGGUGACUGCUAACAGGAUGAUGGUCAGUGUAAGGAAUGGUUAACUUCUUUCAUGUCCUGUUUGUUGAAUAACAAAUAAAAUGAAACAUGACACUAGCAAGUGUCAACAAACAUUUAAGCCACUACUUCCAACACAUGCAAAAGAUAAUAGGGACAAUGACAUUUGUAAAUGGCAACAUAGUCUGCUUAUAUUUCUGAGAUGUACUGCUGGGCCCAAUUCCACAAGCAAUCAUAGCACUUUGACUAUCGUAAUGCUAGAGUGUCGCCUUGACCCUAGAGAAUAAACUAAAUUCCGACUUAAUAAAAGUAACAAACUCUUUCCAUAUUAAAUAGAAAUCUCUUGAUUUGAGUCGAUUGUACGAUUCCGACUAUAUAAUGAACAUGUGUUUAUGAAUCACUAUCAAAUACUGAUGAUGAAAAGAUGAGCAUAGCCUCCAAUACCGAUGGUAAACAUAACAAACACAUGCAAAGGCAAGUCAAUUGUUGACCUGAAAAGACAUGGGAACACAUGGUACAAGUUAAACUAGGGAAUUGCAUCAGACUUUUAUUAGUGUCACUGAUGUGUCAAAUUUGGAAAUGUCCUCCAUAUGUUCACCAUGGAACCUUCUACUUGCCUAAAUGUCUUGACCCCAAAUUAUACACAGAUGUAAAGCCUAGAAUGAUUAUUAAAGUCUCAGCUCUUGGAAAUUAUUAAGCAUUUAUCUGGGCUCCAUUUGGACUAUAAUUUUUAUUUUGUAGACAUAUAUUUUUAAACAUGAUAACUUUACUUCUGGGACAAAAUGUGAGUCUAUUGUAACUCCUAUACUUAACACAGACUUAUGACAAUUACGACGAUCAGUUUGUGAAACAGGGCCCUUUGCAUGUGUUUGUGACAGGUGCCACCGGUGGGGCAGGAUACGCUUACCUUUUCGCGAACACCCAGUAUCAUUAACAUUAACACAGGUUCAGGAUAUAGUCGGAAUCGUACAAUCGAAUCUGCUUUUGGCAGAGAUUUCUUAUGAAUGUUGAAAGGGUUUUGUCGCUUUUAUCUACAGUUCAACUUGUUGUUUCCUCAAUGACCGUAUCUCAGAUGUAUACUCACAAGAUGGCAACCCCAACUUGAGGAAUAUCUGGGGUACUUGUCAUCUAAAUUUAGUAGCGUUUAACAAAAUUUGUAAUCAUUAUUAGAAUCUCUGACUGUAUGUUCUGGACGAAAAUUUAUCAUCUUUCACCUUAUAUUUUAUCACCCACAAUCUGUAAACCUUCCCAUCACAAGCUAAAACCAUUUAUUGAUUAUUAAUUGGAUGUAUAUAUGACAUUGACUUUUAUGAUGGUUACAGGCAACAUUUUUUGGGAAAAAGAUUGUAAAAUAUUUCACUUGACCAUAUUGGUGGAAGUAUGUUCUUAAUAUCAUAACUGUCCUGCCAAAUUCAAAUUGGUUGGCAUUUCUGUAUAUUUUGAAAAGUUAUGCACAAGAAUAUGAACCUGACCCAGCAUUAACACAAACAUUACAAAUUUGAUGUCCUUGAAAAAUGAUUAUGUUUGAUCGAAUAUGACAUUGGUACAGAACAAUGUUUUUUUAAAUGUUUGUACAUUUCAAACAGCUAUGCCAUUGAACAUGAAAUUGAAACUUCUUUUAUUUUAGAAAAACCUCAGACUAUUUUUACUCUUUAAGUAUACUUAUCUGAUAUUUAUUGUUUGUAUAAUGCAACAUCAUUAGUUAUUUGAGCAAAUACUACAAGUUAGCAAGCACAUUAUAUUUUAUUGUCAAACCCCUGUAUUUCAAAGAUAUUUAUCUCACAAGCACUUUCUUUACAUAUAUGCUGUUUCAUGCAAUUCAAGAAAUGUCAGAUGCUGAUUUAAUUUAUUUAUCACACAGUGAACAAUAAAAUUCACAAUUCAUUUUCUUUUCAACAACCCCCCCCCCCCCCCCUCC